UUAUUGUGCUAGAUUAAGCCGUUUAUCGCUAAUCUCUUGUUAAUAAUUUUAUUUUGGUAAUUACAAUCAUGAAGACGUGUUGUCGCUGUAUGAAUCUAAAACAGGGCUCCAUUGCAAGUGCGAUAUGGUCUAUAAUCAUAGGGACCAUAGCGCUGGGCCUGUAUGGCUACCUGCUUAGUUGGAUAUAUAUAGUCCAUGGUGAUGAAUCUGUUUACGUAAAUGAGUUCUACACGUACUGGUCGAAAAUCAUUCUGAUGUCGUUGUGGAUCCUGUCCUCCAUUCUUCUCAUCAUAGGCGUGGUUAAGGGUAUCCGUGGUAUGUUUAUUCCAUGGAUGAUUAUGGACGGGAUUUUCGUCUUUGUGGAAGGCUUCAGCUUGAUCCAAUCCUUCCUUGCAAUUGCCUGGACGUUAAGCAGAUUACUUCCGGCAGUGUUAUUCUUUCUAUUUUUGGCGUUACUUCUUAUCGAUCUUUACGCCCUGGUGUGUGUCUCGGCAUAUUACAGACAACUCUCCCCCGCGACAGGUGACACUGAAAUGCAGCCUAACAACCCGGAAGAAGACGCCAUAUGAUAUGAUCGUAAAAUGUCAUCACUGAUCGAUGAAGUGCAAUGUGCCCGAUAGUAG
This is a messenger RNA of Lingula anatina, 623 nucleotides long. RefSeq lists its product as uncharacterized. The record is from RefSeq and is a predicted model, not a curated record. Lineage: Eukaryota; Metazoa; Brachiopoda; Lingulata; Lingulida; Lingulidae.